Messenger RNA from Pungitius pungitius (ninespine stickleback), 1752 nucleotides. It is a transcript of the gene bloc1s6, whose product is annotated as biogenesis of lysosomal organelles complex-1, subunit 6, pallidin. Lineage: Eukaryota; Metazoa; Chordata; Actinopteri; Perciformes; Gasterosteidae. Gene Ontology annotation, cellular component: transport vesicle; BLOC-1 complex. The transcript is spliced from 6 exons. Bases 149 to 667 code for a protein of 172 amino acids. Gene Ontology annotation, biological process: intracellular transport. The record is from RefSeq and is a predicted model, not a curated record.
AUGACGUUUUUUUUUCUUCUUUAGCUCAGACACAGAAAACUCAUUUCCCGUUGUCUUUCCUGCUUCUGGUCAGAAGUACAUCAACUCUUCGCAUCUACAAUAAUAAACAGAGUCAAACGGGCAGUCUGGUUCAACAAGGCCGUCGCAUAUGGAGGUAGAGGAGAUGGAAGAUCAAGGACCUUCGCUCCAGAGGGAACCUCCACACAGUGAAGAUUUCCAGCUGGCACCGCGGCAAUUGUUGCGUCCGGAGAGCUCGGCGCCGGCAGAGAGCGUGUACGUGGAUGAAAAGGCAGUGGACAAACUCACGGAGGGGUUGCUCUCUCAUUACCUACCUGAUCUGCACAACUCCAAACGAGCCCUCCAAGAGCUCACACAAAAUCAGCUGAUCUUGUUAGACACACUGGACCAAGAGGUCACCAAGUUCAGAGACUGUAAUGCCCUACUGGACCUCAAUUCACUGUUUACAGAGGCGAAGGUCUAUCACAACAAACUGGUGAACAUAAGGAAAGAGAUGAUUAUGCUCCACGAAAAAACCACUAAACUAAAGAAAAGAGCUUUGAAGGUGCAGCAGCAGAAGCAGAAGGAGGCGCUGGAGAAGGAGCAGCAGCGUGAGAAGGAGCUGGAGAGAGAAAGGCAGCUCAUCGCCAAACCUGCGAAAAGACCUUAAGAUCCCCGAUUACGUCGGCUGUACAAACGCACUGGUGCUCCUGCAUGCCCUCGGCUAUUUAUUAAAUAUCAAAUGUACGUCAACAGCAAAAUUAACUUUAGCAAUGUGGUUUUCUUUGGCUAAUUUUUGGCUUAUUUUAAGAACCAGGCAGCUUCAGUUUAGUCUCGUUUUUGUAAUUUAUUAAAAUCCACUUGAAACAGGAUUCUAUCACUUAAUCCAUCCCGCUGAGUAUUACUAAGGAGACGUGCUCUCCUAAUGCCUCAUUGACGAUCAAAAAGGUUUUAUUUUAAUGGAAUUUUUGGGGGGGGAAUUGUUAGGACUCGACUCGCGUCGCCCUGUUUGCCACCGACUUAAAAAAAAAAAAAAGAUGAUAUGAAGUUGUUAAAAUGGAACAUUUGUUCCGCCUUUGCUUCCAACCAUUUAACUUUUGGGAUGCGAGUUGUUUGGUUUCUGGACGUGUAAAAUGACACAUCCAUCUUUUGUACAUAGAGCUAACAAGAUUAUUUCUGUGUGAAGGUGUUAAACUCUCUUUGCUAAGCGAAGGGGAUUGGAAAAAAAAGCAAUUCAAACUAAUGAGAGUAGAGUAAUAUGCUUUAUGACUGACAGUAUAUGGGAUUUUUAGUUAAUGGGCCAUUUACUGGCGGGAUUCUGGCAGGUUACUUUUGCGUCGGACAUUGCCAAAAUCACCACAAACCAAAGACUCGGACUAAAUCAUCACAUGCUGGGGACUUCCCGUCAUCGAGACACAAACUCCCACUUUUCCCUGCGAGUUGGAACAAAUGACUCGGAGACACUUUUUAAGGCCGUCGGACAAUGACGAGGAUGAGAAUCAAUGGGUUUGCUGUUUUUGUUUUGUUUUAAAGACACAGUGUUAAUAUGUCAUUCCUGUUCGUGUUGAAUGUUAUGUAACAGAAACGUUUGAAAUGAUCUGCACUAAGUCUAACUGCAGCAAUCGUGGCCCGUCGUCAUAAGCGCCAUUUGUAAAUCUGCUAAGAAGACUUUUCAAGAGGGUCUUAAGCACUACUUUGCUGUGUGUACAAUUAAUAGUAAAGGCAACGCAAACUUUUUUGUUUGUUGUAAAGUGA